AUGCGCCUCUCUUCCCACGCCGCGACGCCACUUCCGACUGCUCUUCGUGUCUCCUCCUCCUCCCCUGGCUUGGGCGCGAUAUCACCAUCCUUCCUCCUAUAUUUCAAUGUUCAGGAUCUCUUAUUUUUCAUCCCUCCAACUGCUUCCAUGGCCUCCCCCCUCUACUCUAUGGACCACGCUAUGGCUGACGACGCUCCCGCUGCCGAUGGUGAGGAGUUCCUCCUUGACGAGACUACGGAGGAAAUCCACCUUUCGGAGCUCGAGACCUCCAACCUCCCCGCUGCUAAGAAGGCAUGCGUUAAUAUGAGCAAUGAUACCUCUUCGGGCCCCUCUGCUGCUGGCUCGGCUUCGCCCUCCCGAGCUGCAGCGUGCUCCUACCCUGCUCCUCCCGAGCAGCAGAUUUCUCCGCUGGCUGGCUCUGCUGCUGGGCCGAUCCUGCUGGCAACCCCGGGCAUGCAGGCCCCCCCUCGCGCCCUUCGCCGCCCCCGUCUGGCGCAGGCUGGCCCCGCCCUGCUGCCUCGCCGCCGUCGCGUCGUUGUCACUCUGCUCCUCCCGGAGGCCGGGGCUGAUGCGAAUCGGGUGGACAUCUUGCUCCGCCUUGGCGCGAUGCUGAAAGGUCACAUGUUCUCCAGCGGUACGAUUCCCUCCUAUGAUGCCACCUCCGGGGAGGUUCUCCGGGUGCCCCGUCGCUCCUACGCGCGGCUGCUCUUCUCCUGGCCUUCUGCUGAUGACGCGGUCUCUUUUCGCAAUCUCUUUCCGCUCACGCUCAAGCUGGCGAAUUCUCGUUCGGUCCUGCUCAAAGUUUACGAAGACCCCAACGCUGGGUUUACUGCUGCUAAGGCUGCUGGCGCCACCACCCUCUCCAUCCGCAACGUUCCCACCGGUUAUGAGCCGGAGGAUAUCAAGUCCUAUACCCUCGCGGCUACCACGGAUGACGGUCUGCCGUGGCUGAACGAUCUCCAGCACCUCCACCGGGUGAAGGACCCGUAUGAAGGGGUGGUGUAUACUAUCCUCGAUGGUAUCCCGAUCCCCUCUGCUGAUGACCCUAACUUCCAGCGCAUUCCGGCUGCCAUCUUCCUGGAAGAGGGUGGCCCUCCUAUGCUACUGAAUUUCUCGUCGCAUGUGUGCCUCUUCUGCGCCAACAAUCACCGCGAUGCGGACCACGCUUCCUUCGCGGCACACCGCAGGCAGCGCAUCACCAAUAGGCACGUGAUUUCCGUUGCGCAGCUCCAGCAGACCAACGGCCAGAUUCUUGGAUCCCAUGCUGCCCCUACGGCGAUCCGCAACGACCCUGGGCUUCUGCUCAUCGGACUGGACUCAGAGAUGGAGACUUGGACUUGCGUGCUGUGCGAAUUCCAGUGUGGCCACGCACUCGACAGUGCGAUGGCCCACAUCGCUUCCCCCACCCAUUCGGCUCGCCUGCGAGCCACCGCUCAUCUCCCGGCUGCCAAGGACAAGUACAGCACCUGGCGUGCUAUGACGCUGCUCGAGACACCGCCCUCUGCCUCACCCUCAAACGAUUCUCUUCCCACGAGCGACAACGCGUCUCUAAAACCAUGGACCACCUACGCCAACUGUGGACGAACCUGUAUAUCGAGGGAUGCUUCCUUUUGGCAACACAUUUCCCGUACGCAUCUAACCUCCUCUCUUAUCGCCCACCUUGCUGCUCCCAUCUCUCUGCACAAGGUUGGAAAAGCCAUCUCUCAGCUUGCACGAGGGAAAACCCCAGGCGCUGAUGGCCUCCCGGGCAAACUCUACAAACACUACAACCCCAGAUUUGCCCCAGCCUUCCACGCUCUAUUCAACCCAACGGUUCCGUUGACCUCCCUCCCCCCUUCCAUGCUUCGAGGCCGCACAGUACUCAUUCCAAAAAAAGGAGACUCCUCCCGGCCAGAUAACCUUCGGCCAAUCACCCUCAUGAACGCUGACUAUAGAAUCCUCGCGCUGUGUCUUGCUAACAGGCUCCAAAAAGCCCUUCCGCGUAUGAUUCACCCUUCGCAAACGGCGUUCAUUCAGCACCGGAAAAUCGAGGAUACCAUCAAUGAUACACUUGACAUUAUGGACUGGGCCUUGUUCACCAAUGCACCCCUCCUAAUACUCACUGUCGACCUUCGUAAGGCCUAUGAUUCUGUGGAUCGUCAAUUCCUUCUGCAAUGCCUUGCACAUUUGGGUGUUCCUGAAACUUUUAUCCAUUGGGUUCGCCUUAUGCACUCCGGCACAUCCACCUGCAUCUCAGUCAAUAACAACGAGGGCCCUGUCUUCCCAGUAAACACGGGCGUUCGGCAAGGCUGCCCACUAGCACCACUCCUGUUUAUCUGUAUGAUCGAAAAUUUUCACCGUUACACUUCUCUCUACCUCCCUGGUUUUGCCCUUUCUCCCACGCAACGUCGUCUGAUGGCCUGUUACGCUGACGAUAUCACCUUAUUUCUUAAUUCUAAUGCCGAACUUGACAUUUCUCUUGGCCUUCUCGCCCAGUUCGCCACUGUGUCGGGUGAAUACCCCAACUGGGAAAAAUGCUCAAUCAUACCUUUCAACGUCCCAUCUUCUCACAUCACUGCCUCAGGCCAAAUCCCGAUUCGCCUCCCACAUGAAGCUGAACGUAUACUGGGGAUCUUCGUGGAACUUGGCUCCCCUGGGCUCACUACCUGGACCACAACCCUCUCUCGUGUAUAA
This is a messenger RNA of Closterium sp. Yama58-4, 2673 nucleotides long. The record is from the annotation of a GenBank genome assembly. NCBI's taxonomy places the organism in Eukaryota, Viridiplantae, Streptophyta, Zygnematophyceae, Desmidiales, Closteriaceae.